This is a messenger RNA of Scomber scombrus (Atlantic mackerel), 3921 nucleotides long. RefSeq names its product adhesion G protein-coupled receptor E1-like. Lineage: Eukaryota; Metazoa; Chordata; Actinopteri; Scombriformes; Scombridae. The coding region runs from base 368 to 2749 and encodes 793 amino acids. The record is from RefSeq and is a predicted model, not a curated record. Gene Ontology annotation, biological process: adenylate cyclase-activating G protein-coupled receptor signaling pathway; cell surface receptor signaling pathway. Gene Ontology annotation, cellular component: membrane. Gene Ontology annotation, molecular function: calcium ion binding; G protein-coupled receptor activity. The transcript is spliced from 19 exons.
CCCCCAAAAACCUAGUCAUCUCAGCAUGUCACCUCAGCAGUGAGAGCAGAAAAAUCAAAGGAGAGAAAGAGACAGAAAGAGAGAGAGGAGAGAGAGCUCUCCGUGUGAGAUGAGAAACUUUUUCCACGUCUGUAAACUUCACUGGUGGAUACAAAUUUGAGAGAAGAGAAGAGAAGAGAAGAGAAGAGAAGAGAAGAGAAGAGAAGAGAAGAGAAGAGAAGAGAAGAGAAGAGAAGAGAAGAGAAGAGAAGAGAAGAGAAGAGAAGAGAAGAGAAGAGAAGAGAAAAGAAGAGAAGAGAAGAGAAGAUCUAUAUUUGGCUGUUUUGACUUUCAUUAUUCAGAUCUGGGCAGUGUUUUCGUCUUUCCCAUGGCGGGCAGGUGGAACCUCCUGUUACUGGCUCUGUACCUCUCCCUCGUCACGGUCCUGUCAAUAGACUGUCCUGAAGGAUUUGGUGUUAGGAAGGGAAAAUGCAAUGAUGUUGAUGAAUGUGACGGCUAUGAAGAUGGUGAAAUUGGGCCAUGUGGAGAGAAUACAGUCUGUCGCAACACAAUCGGCAGCUUCUACUGCCAGUGUGUUGAUGGUUACCUGUCAACAACACAGACUGUGAAUUUCACCGCUGGAACACCUGCGACAUGUAUAGAUUUUGAUGAAUGUGCCGGCUAUGAAGAUGGUAAAAUUGGGCCAUGUGGAGAGAAUGCAGUCUGUCACAACUCAAUCGGCAGCUUCUACUGCCAGUGUGUUGAUGGUUACAUGUCAACAACACAGACUGGCAACACUAAAAUGGCAUUUCAGAACGGUGACAACGUUACAUGCAUAGAUAUUGAUGAGUGUCAAGAGGAAAAUGUUUGUGGGCAGAAUGCAAAAUGCAUCAACACACUGGGCAGUUAUUACUGUCUCUGCAAUAACGGCUUUGGACUGAAAUCCGGAAAACUCAACUUCACUGGGAGACAGGAGCAAUGCGAAGACAUAUGUAUGAUUGAUAAGACAAUCUGCGGAAAUGGAACCUGUCACCGUGGAGCCAGCGGCCAUUACUGUGCAUGCCAUGCAGGGUUCACUAACUAUGGCAACAAGGAGUAUCGUUGCACUGAGUUAAUCUGCGAUACAUUCAAAGAAAUGGAUGAUGUGAAACUCCAGACAUUUCAAUCUGCACGUGAUCUCCUGAUACAAUUGAAAAACAGCUGCCUGGAGCUUACAGAGAGUGAGAAUUCAACAUUGAACUUGGAUGGAAACAAUCUACUUGAGAGACUUUUGUCUGCAAUCGACGAGCUCUUGUUUAGUGGAGCCCUCAACGAUAACAAGAAAGUCUCCACCUUUCUGGACAUAGUGGAAAAUGCACUGAGACUGAUCGGACCUUUUAUUAAGCCCCCCAGGAAAACAAAACUCUCUGCUUACACAGAUCUGGAGCUGUUGGUACAUAAUCUACCAUUCCCCAAGGGAGCUGUGUCUUUAUCAUCAUCAUCUAAUCAAACCCGUGUGGGUAUGCAGUGGGAGACAGUUGCAGGAGAUCCCUCCCGUUACCCAGGCUUUGCAGCAGUGUCCUUGCUGAGCUAUGCAAACCUGAAUGACUCUGCAAAUGGCUUUUUUCAAGGGGUCAAACGAGAAAAAGGCAUAAAGGGCUUUAAGAUCAACUCCAAAAUCAUAACUGUCACUGUCAGUAACACAAACACCAGCCACCUAGAAGAGCCAGUCCAAAUAACUUUCUACCAUCUGAAUCAGGCAGAUAAAAAUAACCACACCUGUGUUUUCUGGGAUUCCUCGUUGGAUGAAGGCUCAUGGUCUGAUAAAGGUUGCUAUGUGAAGGAGUCCAACCUUGAAUACACUGUGUGUUCCUGCCACCAUCUGAGCAGCUUUGCCGUGCUCAUGGCUGUCUAUGAUAUUGAGACCAAGUUUGAGUUGCAGCUGAUCACCUGGGUGGGUCUGUCCCUUUCACUAGUUUGCCUGUUCAUUUGCAUCCUGACGUUCUCACUCAUCCGCUCCAUCCAGAGCCCAAGAACCACCAUCCACCUGCACCUCUGCAUCACCCUCUUCAUUGCCAACCUCAUCUUCCUUGCUGGCAUCUCUCAGACACAGAACAAGGUUGGCUGUGCAGUGGUAGCAGGGCUGCUACACUUCUUUUACCUGGCAGCAUUUUGCUGGAUGUGUCUGGAGGGCAUACAACUCUUCAGGAUGGUAGUCCUGGUAUUUAACACCAACUUCAAAACCCUCUACAUGAUGGCAGGUGGCUAUGGAGUCCCAGCUGUUAUUGUCGCUAUCUCUGCUUUGUCCAAUGCCAAAGGAUAUGGCACUGAGAAACAUUGCUGGUUAGACCUGAAAUUAAUUUGGACUUUUUUUGGCCCUGUCUGUGUCAUCAUUGUUGUAAACAUUGUCUUCUUUCUCAUCACUGUGUGGAAGUUGGCACAGAAGUUCUCAAGUUUAAAUCCUGAUCUGCAAAGCCUGCAGAAAAUAAAGGCGUUCAUCAUUACUGCAGUGGCUCAGCUCUGUGUGCUGGGCAUCAUGUGGAUCUUUGGUUGUUUCCAGUUUGAGGAGGGCACCAUAGUCAUGUCUUACUUGUUCACCAUCUUUGGCAGUCUUCAGGGGGUUCUGCUCUUCGUCAUGCACUGUCUGUUUUCUAAACAGGUGAGGGAUGAGUAUGGAAGCAUCCUGUCCAGAUUAUGUACACCUCAAAAGAAGAGAUAUUCAGAGUUCAGUCACUCCAGCAAAGCUCCGGCAUCCAAGAGCUCCCAGGACACAGGGGAGUCUCAUAUCUGAGGAGCUAAACGGCGACUUGUAGGCAAAGUCUGCCAUUUCAGGCAUACAGUGAACUGCUGUCCUCCCGUUAGCAGUCAAUGCACCAAUUAGCUUUUCUGUAAAAUGCUAUAAACAUUGUCAUUCUUUACUGUGCCUAUAUAAGCUAAAGCUACUGAAAUGAAACUGUUGCUCAUUACAAUUUCAAAAGCAUGAAGGGUUUCAAGUUUUAAAACAAGAAAAUCAGAUGUGAAAUUUGACAGCAUAAUACAGAUUUUGAUGUCAUUAUAAGUUAUUAUAAGUAUUUAUCUCAUUUUGGAGAAAGAAUUCUCCAAAUGUUUUUGUUUUUUUCAUUUGUUGAAAAACAUUGAACCAACGUUGGACAAAAAUAUGAAAAUCAUAAAUGAUAUGAUGAGGACCUGUUUUAUCAGGUAAAUCUAAUAUUGCUUGUUGUGUCAUCCAGGUACUUUUCCAAUCAGCAAAGACAAUCUGAAAGAUGAGAUUUCUGAGGCAAGCACCUUUUUCUGUAUAACCUUUCACCAUGUCCUAACAGUAUCUGAAUAUUACCAACAAAAAGGGGGGCAGUUAUGAGACAGAGAUGGAUUUUAAAUGCAUAUUUGUGUAUAUAUUGCUAUGCAAUUCAAUAUAUGUUAAUAAGUUACUGCAUUUCUGCUCAAUUUAUUGUACUGUAACAUUUGAAAUGUAUAUAGAGGGGUUUUUAUUUACGUACUGUAAGUUCAGAUCAUAAAUGUCUCAAAACUGGACUUUUUAUCCAUUGAAGUAUUGUUAUAAGCACUGAUAAGCAUAUGUGUGAGUUUUCCCAAGGAGGUCUGUUUUUUUACAGUUAAUUAUUUUUUUUGUCUUUGGUGUUAAUUAUUCUGCACAGAGGGGUUUUGUGUUUUCCAAGUUGUUAUUUUUUUACUUUAUUGCUUGAAAUUUGAACAUAAUAAAUAUUCUGAUGUACCUCAUGUUUAAAGGCUCCUUGAAAAGAUCCUCCCACCACUGGCCAUGAAAUAUAUUUAAUAUAGGUGAUAAAUUGUUGUGGGCAGCUUAAGAAAACAGGUUUUUUUUUAAGUUCUUCAUUUCAGAGAUUUUAAAUGUGUUACAUUUAGCAGAAAAUGUGGGCUCUGAUAAGAUAAAGUAAGAAUGUUAGGAGUUUAGUUAAAGAAAUAAAAGUCACUGCCAAACCCACACAA